AGGAGAAUAGAAAUAAGAGACGGGAUGAGAUCAGACGAGAGAUAUACGGAUACGGAGUAUUGAUUGAUCCAUUUGUUCUCGGAAGCAAGUACCAACAAGCACCGGAACAUAUGUAAAGUUACUGAGCCGACAAUUGGUCGGUCGGAGUUUUACAUGAUCAAGUUCCGACCCCGCUUGCCGAAUUUAUCAGUCGCAGCCCGCACCUUCUCAUCUCGCAAGGCUGCCCAGCCAGCCAGCCAGCUCCAACCCGUUAUCCAUUUAUCCAGAGAGUUCGUCAAUCCAAACGACAAAGGAGAAGUUCUCAAGAUGGCAAGCGUAUGUCUCUCAAGACUUCGUACUAAUUUAGGACUGAUCAGAAGUAUAGCAUGGUAUGCCACGGGUUGCAGCGACUCAACAAAAAUCAAUAGCAGUCCAGGAAAAGGAACGCAAGGACAUUGAAGAAUACAAGGCUUUGGUACAGCUGAUUGAGCUCAAGGUAGGUCAAUAUCCAGUUGUUCAGGGCCCUUUUAAUUUUUGUGAAAGAUCGCACAGAAGCAAUAUACGCUCGAGGUACUCGAACUCACUUCCAAACUGCUAUCAAAGAAUCCUGAAUAUUAUACGAUAUGGAACAUCCGCAGGCGUUUGCUAAUCUAUGGAUUAUUCUCGAAAUCAUCGGAAUCGUCAUUGGAAUCGCAGUCCCUAUCUCCUUCUUCUGGGCCUUCCGAGAGCUUGACAUCUGGCGUAAUCUCAUCAUCCUCUACCUCCACAUCUUCAGAGGUCUUGACCACGACCCAGGGCGACCCGCACCACCCGACUCCUGGGAAGAACUCUAGAAUUCUUGGUUUGAUACAAGCAGAUUUGGAGUUUAUAUUUCCCUUGAUGUUGGGCUGGCCGAAAUGUUAUUGGAUAUGGAAUUAUCGAUUGUGGUUACUGAAGCAAGCAAACGACCGUCUGACUGCCGAUAUUGCGAGAGGACUGUGGCAGCGUGAGCUUGUCCUAGUGGGAAAGAUGUUGACAAGAGAUAGUCGAAAUUUCCAUGGUUGGGGAUAUCGACGCACCGUGGUUUCUCAAUUAGAAGAUCCCAACUUAAAUGGUUCAAGCAUGGUCGAAUCGGAAUUCGCAUACACUACAAGAAUGAUCAAUGCCGAGUUGAAAAACUUCUCGGCUUGGCACAACCGGAGUAAACUAAUACCAACGCUGCUUAAUGAAAGGCAAGCCACCGCGACUGAAAGGCGGCAAUUCUUAGAUGACGGUAAUUAUAGCAUUGAAUUAUCACGUUUCCAAGUUAUGCUGACAUUUAUCCAGAAUUUGAUCUUAUUACUAAAGCUAUGUGGAAUGAUGCAUAUCCAUAUGAUCAGUCCGUAUGGUUCUAUCAUCAAUUUCUUAUGUCAAAUCUCACGGAAUCUGUUCGUCAGGCAAGCAUAGCCCCAGACUUCUGUCGAGAAGAUCGUAUUGAAUAUAUCAAGGGACAACUUGUCAAUUUACAAGAUUUCCUUGAUGGGGGUGAAGACUGUAAGUGGGUUUAUGAUGCUUUAUUUGAGUACACAUUAGCUGUAUGUGAAAUGGAGGAGCGUUUGCCUGAACGUGAUGAAAUACAACAUUGCAAGGCUUGGCUUUCAGAAUUGAGGAAGCUUGACCCUAUGAGGGCUGGUAGGUGGGAUGGUCUCGAGGUUUCUUUGCAGAAGGCGAAUGAAUAAUGCACAUUGGUACACCCAAUUAUUUACAAAGAAUGGAUGAUGGGAGCUAAGAAGGCACUCUUACGUCCAAUUUUAUGAUGUAUGAGGAGCCAAUCAUGGAUUUUCAUUCACAUGUUGAAAUUCCCGUUGCAUAAAUUUUAGAAGAAAUAUCGGAACGAAACUACAAUCCACACAGGACUUGAAGCGUGCUCUUUCCGCAAUUCUCCUGGAUAGCCUUCCUGCAAAAAACUCACAUUCUGGCCUCUUUAUGUAGCCUUCUGAGAAAACCUCAUUCAACUGCACAAGGCAUCCGCUAGACUAAGCCGUCGAAGGGAAAAUUACAGUCGUUCUCCUUUUCCGCAAGACCAGCAUCCAUACAUCGCAAUUCUAAACCAAACACACUGGAAUUCCCUCAUUCUUAAUCUGUUGACGAUAGGAACCGUUCCUACGUCUCGCAAGAAAGUCUAGUACCCAAUUGAGAAUUAACCAAACACUAACACUCGACGGAAAAAUACAGAGCACUAACUCCACAGGAUUGAAGCCGAGCAAAUAUCCUAUUCCUUGUGCUAGCAGAAGUAGUGAAGAGCAGAGAGUCUCUGGUCCAUACGAUAUCCAUGAGAAAGUUGAGUGGGUGAAGACGCCGAUUGCGAGUAUGAAGCUGGAAAAUGUGAUGACGUCAUGAGAUGGUUCGAAAUGAAGGUCUAGGGCUUCGAGGAUGGGAGUGGUUAUCUGGGAUUGUUAGGCUGGUGAAUCUGUGGGUCUUGCAAAACUUACUGUGGACAUGGGGAAGCUGGGUGUUUGGAGGUUCCUGCUGUAAUUUAGGCAGAUGAAUGUUGUGCUCAUGAGAAGUGAAGAGCUGGUGUUGAGGAGUGCGAGAAGCAAGAGGAAGAAGGAUGAGAACAAUUUUUGGCGGCAGCCGGUGGUUAGAAUCGAGACACGGAGAUCUUCUGCUCUGUGAUCUAUCUCAUGGCCUGUCAAGCUAUAUUCAAUCGGUGUCUUCUCUGUGAACGGAGAAAGAUUCUCUAAUCGAAAAUGACAUGGAUAAACAUCAUCAUGUAAGCCUAGUGAUUUCCCAUCGUCCACCUUAACUACAGAUAGUGGACUUUCUAUAGGAAAUGCACUUAUU
This is a messenger RNA of Sclerotinia trifoliorum, 2781 nucleotides long. The record is from the annotation of a GenBank genome assembly. NCBI's taxonomy places the organism in Eukaryota, Fungi, Ascomycota, Leotiomycetes, Helotiales, Sclerotiniaceae.